AGCAUCUUGGAGCGUCAAGCCAUGAUUAACAAUGUUGGUGUUGGCCGAGGUGGCGUAAGACUUGGAAGUCUGAAUGUCCUUUUAGACAUGUCCGUUUCCAGUACUAGAGACGCCGAAGGCUUUGCAGAAAAGUCAGUGCAGUUGGUUAAGGAAGCAGUUGAUCUUUAUCCUGACAUGCCGAUGAUACCUGACUCUCCAAUAUCGCAUAGUGAGUUGAAUCAUCAUGUUACAGCACUACGGAAGCCCGAUGUAUUUCACUAACUGCUCACAUCCGCAUUUAGGCGAUUCCGUGAGCGAAGUUUUAACUACGUAUCGAGGCUAUCGUCUCAAAAUAGAAUCCUUAUUGCGAAACUUUAUCAAUCCGCGAGUCAAGUUGAUGCAGGGAGACUUCGCAUACGCGAAGCACUCACAUGAAUCCAAAAGAAUGGAGUGGGUAGAACAACAAUUACUUGUACUGGAAGCAGUACUACGUGCUCAAGGUAGACUACAAGGUAUUGAUAUAGAUCCCGAUAUGGCUGCCAUACGUAUGGGCAGUAAUGCAGCAGCAGGAAGCGCCUCUGAAUUAGGAGGUAGAGUUGCUGUGGAUGAUGCUCUUGAUGUAGUCGAAUCAAACACAUCUCCUGCCAGAAAUGGUCCAUUACCAGAAUAUCAUCUGGAGCAGGAAACAUCGACGGAACGCCAAACUUCCAUUGCGGCCGGUCCUUCUCGAACUGUCACAACUAUAGAAAGUGGAAAUGAGCUUCCAGAAUACAGCCGAGGAAGCAGGCUAGUCAACGAAUGGCCAACCGCCACUGUGCCUGCAAUUUCUAUCAUACAGAAUUCCGUUACGGAACCGGACAAUCAUCAUGACCAACCACCAGCAUACACCGAUUAACACAUUAUCAGGAUGUUCUACUUGUACUUUUAUCGCAUGUCCCUUUGUAGCAAGAAAUAAAUGUAGUCAUCGCCCUUUGACAGUUAGCAGCUGGUUUUGAGAUUAGGGAAUGUUUGAAAACUGUGAUUUUGAAGCGUAUUACCG
Molecule: messenger RNA, 1018 nt
Organism: Umbelopsis ramanniana AG
Lineage: Eukaryota; Fungi; Mucoromycota; Umbelopsidomycetes; Umbelopsidales; Umbelopsidaceae
Exons: 2
Coding region: 224-874 (216 amino acids)
Source: RefSeq, a predicted model, not a curated record